AUGGCCCGCAAUUCAACCCUGCACAUCGACAUCUCACGGCUUACUCUGCAGCCUCAGGUCCCCGACGAAAGAAGCACUAGUCCAGAAUCCCCAGGGUACUUCCGACCCAGAGAGGAGUCUAGCUUCUCGUUCACCAGAAAUGGUUCUCAGUACCUGGCUUCCCCUUGCUCCGACAAGACCAUCUCGGCCACGAUGACCCCUCACCCUUUCAAAACGCAAAUCCCACUGCCCAUGUCACCCCACCAUCCUAUCAAGGAUGAACGGAAAAGGCUGAGCGAAUACGGGUCCUCGACCUUCAAGCCCAAAGGCGAAUCGACUUACCAAUUGUACCUAAACCACCCCUUCACACAGCAAGCACAGCAGCUCUCGCCCGAGCCCCAGCAGACGUAUAUCAGCAAGUAUGCCCAUUACACUGCCGGGAGCCAGAAUGUGGACCGUGCCCGCAGCAUCUGCGGCAUGAAGCCUUCGACAACGAUGGCGCUGUCGAUGAUCGAGGACAAAAAGACGGCAUUCCAAUACCCCCCUUCCCGCAGAGAUAGCCUAGUCUCGCCUCCACCACCCCCUUACUUCCAUUCAGACCACGGAGUCUGUGCCUUUACUCUAGACAAUAAGCCCUCGCUUUCUGAUCCCAUGAUCACCCCAGCGUCGCUCGCAGCGAGAAAGCGUAACUCCUUACCGUUCUUCUCAGCCUCAACAGCAGCCUCGAUCUCAAAUCCAGCGGUUGUCAGAACGGCCAGAGAGCUGAAGCGGCACUCUCUUCCAGCGACGGGUUCGGCAUCUGCAGGCGCGUUGCAGUGGCCUUCGGCCAUGACGAUGACCAUGGCGGCGGUAACGCGGCCCAAACUCGCCAGGACCGUGUCUCCAAAACCGAUUUCGAUCUUCUAUGGUAGCAGUGGUGGUGAGAUAGGGAGUCCGCUGGCUGCGAGUACGCCCACAGCUAUCUUCACGCCUCACACCUCUCGGCUACUGGAGAAGAGCGAGGUCGACACGCUCUAUAGCUACAAGAUCUCGGAGGAUGGUUGUGGGUCGCUGAGAUCUACUGAUAGUGGUAUAGGCGCCGACCCUCAAACCAGGAGUGCACAACACGCAAAUUUGAAGUGGACAGGGGCAUCUGCUGCGGACAAGCAGGGGCAAUUCCCGGGAUACUGGCAGGAUAUGAAGGAACAUCGAAUGCAUUACUGGAUAUUUGGGUCCUUUGGCGCGAUGGCGAUCGGCGCUGUAGUUUGGAUCUUGAUGAUGCCAGCUCUCUUAGUUUGGGCUGCGGUCGUGCCUGGGGUCGCGUUCGCGGUUCUAGGAGCUCAAUAUACGGGAUACCGAUGGCGGCGCCGCAUGCACCACAAGCAGCAACUCAAGCACCAUCUGCCAUCUGCAACGGCUGUCAGCUCCAUGCGCGCCGCAUCCUCUGUUCUGCUGAACUCUUCCUCAACCUCCGCACCUUCUUCCGGAUUAGUCCCUCACCACUACCAGACGAACCACGCCCAUCGAUCCUCGGACGGAUCGAUGCACACGUCUGUGGGCUCGAUCGGCAGCGACUCCUUUCUAGAAGCGCACCAGUCUUCCCCGCCCCACAUUCUCAAAGCCCAAUUCCAGCACCAGUACUUCCGAUCCUUUGGUUCUCCUGUCUGCGGAUCUCCAUCGGAGUUCGCGGACGGCUACCAUCACCAAGACGGCCAAGAGUCUCCCACGCCGGCGUCUCAUCCGUCAUGGCACAGUCUGCAGAACCACCCGACGGCGACGCUCGCUGGUCAUAGCCAGACCCACAGUGACGUUCAGAGGCGUGCAAGGACUAUGCAGCGUCAGGAAUCAACUUCGUCCAUCGCGUCUUCCGAGACGGUGUCGUCAUCCUCGACGUCAUCCGAGAUCAGCUCUUCCACGCCCGUGUCCGUGUCCACGCCGUGGGUCCAUCUGGGGAACUCGCCCGUGAUGCCGCCCCCACCGGCAUAUGUUGCAAAGGACUGUGAAGAGAUGGGGAUGAUGGUGGAUGAGGCGAGUGAGGCUGUGCCGUCGGACGACAAGGCCGUGACCUUGCCCGAGAUCGCGCCCGUGGGCGACCUGUUCUCGGAGUUUGCUAUCAAUUUUGAGUCGAUGCGUUUUUAA
Molecule: messenger RNA, 2097 nt
Organism: Gamsiella multidivaricata
Lineage: Eukaryota; Fungi; Mortierellomycota; Mortierellomycetes; Mortierellales; Mortierellaceae
Exons: 2
Coding region: 1-2097 (698 amino acids)
Source: RefSeq, a predicted model, not a curated record